AUGCAUCUCUCUCUCCUCUCCGCCAGCCUGCUGGCCGCGCCGCUCGCGGCCGCACUGCCCGCCGUGCUUCCAGCGCCGCUGCUUGCCGCUCGCGCAAGCAACGACUCGUCGCCCUACGACACCAAGCCCCUCGUGCCGGCCGUGAAGCUGGGCGCCGGCGCCGACCCCAGCACCGCGAGCCGCAACCGCACCAUUGGCCACUUCCCGCGCCCGGCCGAGUUCGUCGAGAAGCCGACGUACGCCACGUUCAGCGCCUUCGAUUAUCAGAGCAUCGCAUUGGGCGUGCACCAGGAGUACAUCGAGCUCGACUACUUCAGCAACGGCCUGGCGCGCUUCACCGACGCGCAGCUCGCCGAGGCCGGCCUCGAUGCCGAGCUCAAGAGCCUCAUCGAGUUCUUCGCCAAGCAGGAGGUCGGCCAUGCGCUCGUGCUCAGCAACAUGCUCGGCGAGUCUGCUCCCAAGCCGUGCAACUACAAGUACCCCUUCUCGACGCCGCGCCAGUUCAUCGACGUCAACGUCGACAUUACGCGCUUCGGCGAGGACGGCGUGCUGGGCUUCCUGCCCUCGCUCGACAACCGCGCCGUGGCGCAGAUCCUGCUGCAGAGCAUCACGACCGAGUCGCGCCAGCAGCUGCAGUUCCGCCAGCUGCUCGGCCUGCCCAGCAUGGUCGAGAGCUUCGAGACGGGCCUUCCGCAAACGUGGGCCUGGACGCUGCUCUCGGAGUACAUCGAGAGCUGCCCGGCCAGCAAUGCGCCCGUGCAGUGGGACAUCUACCCGCAGCUGCGCAUCGGCAACGACCCCAACCAGACGGCGCUCACCAGCGGGCCCGCCAUCUACACCAACGUCACGGCGCUCUCGGCGCCGGGCCGCAGCAUCGAGCUGAGCUGGGAUGAGCCGGGCAAGACCGCGGGCCCGUACAACCAGACGACCUACAAGCCCGCCAACGGCACGGCCAAGUACGCCGCCUUCGUGUCGCAGUACAACGUCACCUACGUGCCGCUCGCCGACCUCGACGGCAGCAGCAGCAACAAGAGCGCCACGGCCACGCAGCCCGGCGGCAUCGUGCUCCCGCAGCUCACGACGACGGAGAUCUUCAACAACACCAUCUACAUUGCCAUCACCGACGACAACCCGUUCCUCACGCCGCUCAACCUGAGCCUCAUCAACGCCCACGUUGUUGCCGGCCCGGCGCUGUACCACUCGGGCUAG
This is a messenger RNA of Tilletiopsis washingtonensis, 1209 nucleotides long. RefSeq names its product putative Rds1 protein. Lineage: Eukaryota; Fungi; Basidiomycota; Exobasidiomycetes; Entylomatales. The transcript is spliced from 5 exons. The record is from RefSeq and is a predicted model, not a curated record. Bases 1 to 1209 code for a protein of 402 amino acids.